GAUUCACAAUCCUUCCUCCCAACUCGGAUUACUCGCCGCUUCCAUCCGCCUGUAUUAUCGAUUAAUCAAGUUUUCUAAGGUGCUUUUUCCUUCUGAGAUGAAUAUCCCACAAGCUUUGUUGCCCAAAUCUUCUGCUAAUGGAUUUCCCCGUCGAAGAGGUGAUAGAGAGGGUGGGGCUAGGUUGGAGAAUAAGGUGCAGUCAGGAAAACCUAAUCAGGGAAGAAAUCAAACUACAGGCGAAGUGGCUGGUGGGAAGGCUGGAGGAUAUGAGAAUUCUUCCCGUGAUCGGCUAGUUUUUCUCACAACCUGUCUCAUUGGGCAUAUGGUGGAAGUCCAUGUGAAAAAUGGAUCAAUUUACACUGGAAUAUUUCAUGCAACUGAUGCAGAAAAGGAUUUUGGAAUAAUCUUGAAAAUGGCUCGCAUGAUAAUGGAAGGUACUUCGCAAGGAAACAAGGCUGUUACUGAUUUUGUUAGCAAGGCACCCACAAAGAUUUUAAUUAUACCUGCCAAAGAACUUGUGCAAGUUAUAGCAAAGGAUGUGGCUGUAACUAGUGAUGGAUUUGCAAGUGAGCUCCAGCAUGAAAAACAUCAGGAACUUUUGAUAGAUUCUGUGAUAUCACAAUCCCGUCAUGUUGGGAUGGAGAGAGAAUUGGAGCGCUGGGUUCCUGACAAAGAUGUCCCAGAGUGUCCUGAGCUAGUAAAUAUUUUUGCUGGCUCAUGGAAUAGGAACUGGGAUCAGUUUGAAACCAAUCAAAAGUUAUUUGGUGUACAAAGUACUUUCAAUGAGGAGCUUUACACAACAAAACUUGAGAGAGGUCCUCAAAUGAGAGAGUUGGAGAAGGAAGCAAUGAGAAUAGCAAGAGAGAUUGAGGGCGAGGAGACCCAGGACCUUCAUCUAGCAGAGGAGAGAGGCUUUGAUCUUCAUGAUAAUUUGGAUAUUGAUGAGGAGAUGAGAUACUCCUCUGUCUUUAGGGGUAGAGGGUUUGACGAUAGUGGUUAUGAAGAAGAGGAGGAUAUUAUGUUGGAUUCCCACAAUGUUGAGACCUUUGGAGAUUCUUCUGAUUCUCUCAGUAGGGGGCAGGUGGAUUUGACCAGUUUUCAAAGCAGUGAUGGAGCUCGAAUUUCAUCAAGCACUUCUUUAGUGGAUGAGGCACCCUCUUCCCAAGCCGCCAUUGGUGCAGAUUUGUAUCAUACUGGCUUUAAUGUUCAAUCCAAACAGCUGGCAUCUGAAAUUCCUUCUGAAAGUUUCUCUGUAUCUGACAGUGAAAGCAGGAUCCAAGACAAUUUGCUUGGUGAGCAUGGAGGAAGCAGUGAUGCUAAAGGGUUUGCUCAAAAGCAGUCUCCAUAUGAGGACCAGCAGUUGUCAAAUUCCAUCGAUUCCCAGUCAUUAUUGAAUGACAAGUUUGAGGGGUCUGAUAAAGCUGGGCCACCAGCAAAUCCUACUACUCUACCCCAAGCUAAUUUUAUAUCAAAGGUUAGUGAAAAGCCAACUUCUUCUGGUGAACGCUCUGAGUGUCCAGCUGCUAGCAAAGUUAAUGGGGAAACACAUUCUGUAAACUCCCGUGGACAACCUGGUAGUUCUACAUCAUCAAAUUCAGAUUCUGUUGCUGCUAUCUUAGCAUCUAGUGGCCCUGGCUUAUCACCAAGUUCAUCAGUGGGUUCUUUAUCCUCUGAGAAGUCAACACUGAACCCCCAUGCAAAGGAAUUCAAACUCAACCCUAAUGCGAAGAGUUUCAAACCAUCUCAGACAUCUGUUAGGCUCCCAUCCCCAGUCUCUGAUGGUUCAUUCUACUAUCAAACACAAGCUACUCCUGUACCACAUAUGCACAUGCCUGUUAAUUAUGGGAUUGGACCCUCCUUUCCGGGACACCAACCUGUUGUAUUCAAUCCACAGGUGGCACCAAUUCAAUCACCUCAAGCAUAUUUUCAUCCAACUGGGCCACAGUAUGGGCAACAAAUGCUUCUUGGGCAACGACCUGUGAUAUACUACCAACCGGAAAUGCAAUACAAAGGAAGGGAAUAUUAACCAGUUGUAGUUUGGUGACAACAUUCUUGAGAGCCGUGCACUGCUCGUGAAAGAAUAAAACUUUCAAAAGAUUGCCCGGAUGAACUCGAAAUAAUGCCCUAUAGCCGUCCAAGAAAGGUUGCAUAGGUUGUCUUGAUCGCCUCAUAUAUUUUCCAGGUUCCAGGGUUAUAUAAUAUUUACUGUCAUGGGAAAUAAUUUUACAAUCCCGUUUUAUGCUUUUGCAUAGAUUUGUAGCAUUCAUUUAACUAACCUGGCAUUUUCUCUGA
Molecule: messenger RNA, 2292 nt
Organism: Hibiscus syriacus
Lineage: Eukaryota; Viridiplantae; Streptophyta; Magnoliopsida; Malvales; Malvaceae
Product: polyadenylate-binding protein-interacting protein 3-like
Exons: 15
Coding region: 98-2026 (642 amino acids)
Biological process (GO): cytoplasmic stress granule assembly
Cellular component (GO): cytoplasmic stress granule
Molecular function (GO): RNA binding
Source: RefSeq, a predicted model, not a curated record